Puccinia triticina is the source of this 510-nucleotide messenger RNA. RefSeq lists its product as uncharacterized. Bases 1 to 510 code for a protein of 169 amino acids. The transcript has 5 exons. Lineage: Eukaryota; Fungi; Basidiomycota; Pucciniomycetes; Pucciniales; Pucciniaceae. The record is from RefSeq and is a predicted model, not a curated record.
AUGUCGAACCUGUUGUCCUUGCCCAUGCUGAUUAUUGUGAACCCAUGGGCUCUUCAUGUCAUACUCCCAGUCUUGCUCAACCAGAUUGCCACCACUGGUGAAUGGCAACUCAAAACUGGCGCCCUUAACGUUUUGGACGUGUUGGUCAUCAAUGCCGCGGACCAAAUGUUCAAGGCAAUGCCUAAAAUUAAAGUGGCUUGUACCUCUUUGACCAAAUCUUGCGCUCUCUUCUCCAACAAAGAAAUUGAGAAUUUCAUUCCAGCCCUCAUCUCCGCGCUGAUCAACCCUGUCAAAGAGACCUUAGAGCUCUCGCUUGUUGAUCUGCUGGCUGCCGUGCACUCCAAGGGAUCCAAAAAUCUUGGUCAGAAGAUCAUCAUCUCCCUCCCAGUGCCCAAGCGCCUGCAUCCACGGGUGUUGAGAGCAGGCAUGGGCGGCCUGCUCUACCAAAACCCGUCAGUCAAAGAUGCCAAGCGGGAUGCGCUGCAGCUUAAGUUCACUGUGCAUCUAUGA